AUGAGCUUCACUUCUGAUGAAGUCAAUUUUCUUAUAUUCAGAUAUCUACAAGAAUCAGGUUACUGUCAUUCAGCAUACCUGUUCGGCUUGGAAAGCCAAAUCAGUCAGUCAAAUGUUGAUGGAGCCCUUGUUCCUCCCGGUUCUUUACUAAGCCUGAUUCAGAAAGGGUUACAGUAUACAGAGGCUGAAAUAAGCAUUGGCGAGGAUGGCAGUGAGCGUGUUGUCGAGUCACUUUCUUUGAUUGAUGCUGUCGUCCCAGAUGUAAUUGAAAAGCGUAAAAAUUUCCUUAAACAGCAGAACACCACAAGUUCCGCCAGCGUAUGUACUCCCAGCAGUGUGCACUGCAACAGUACACCUCUAUCGUCGAGUGUAAACUGUAUUCCACAUGUAGGACCCGUAUCUGUUACUUCCUCUUCUUCUGAUCAGCUGUUGUCAGUAAAUUCCCAUUCUUUUCCUUUGGAUAUAUCAACAGUUCCUAACACACUGCACACACAAUCCGACUGCUCUCAUAGUACAGUGGGUCACGCCCCCAUAAAAAAUGAUAUUUCAAGCAUUUCUUCACAUCCACACUCCCACCAGCACAAUACACUUCCUCCCUCUACCCUUGGCACGAUCAAAUCAAAUAAUCCUUCAAAUGCAGUUAAUACGUCUGCACUUAAUCAGCCAAACAACAUAAAUCAAUCAACUCUAUCCACUCCUGUUUGCACUGUCGCCCCAAUCACUGCAUCAAACACUGCUCCGUUAAUUGGAAUCAACAAAAUCACAGCUGCUUCUCAGCAGUCCUCUAUAACAUCCGGACAACUUAAUACUCACCAUAUCCCUCAAUCUAUGCUUCUGUCAUCUAUACAGACGAACGGUGAACACCAUGGUGGAGCUAUGGUUAAUCAUUAUCGUGGCAACGAUCCAAUGGAAGUUGAUAGAGUGCAUGCUCCUGAAGUAAAUAAUACAUCUCCUUUACUCACAAGACAAAUUCCACCUGAACGGAUCACGGUUCUAAAGGGUCAUCAGUCAGAAGUCUUUAUCUGUGCAUGGAACCCUCGAAAUGAUAUGCUAGCAUCUGGCUCAGGAGACUCAACAGCACGGAUAUGGAAUCUUGAGGAACCAGUUGCGAAUCCCCACCAUGUUCCUCAGUUGGUCUUAACGCACUGGGUUAAUCUUGAUGGUCAAACUGUGCUAAGCAACAAGGAUGUCACAUCUCUGGAUUGGAAUUCUGAUGGAAGCUUCUUGGCUACUGGAUCAUACGACGGAUUUGCUCGAGUUUGGAAUACUGACGGCCGCUUGGCAACAACACUUGGUCAACAUAAGGGACCCAUAUUUGCCCUAAAGUGGAACAAGAAAGGAAACUAUAUCCUCACAGCAGGAGUUGAUAAGACAACCAUCAUAUGGGAGGCGCAAACUGGCAGAAUUGCUCAACAGUUUGCAUUUCAUGUCGCUCCGACACUGGAUGUCGACUGGCAAUCAUUAGAUAGUUUCGCAUCUUGCUCGACAGAUACAAAUAUCCAUGUUUGUCAGUUGGGUUGUUCUUCCCCAGUGAAAACAUUCCAAGGUCACGAGAAUGAAGUGAACGCAAUCAAAUGGGAUCCUAAUGGACGACUUUUAGCUUCGUGCUCAGAUGACAUGACACUAAAAGUUUGGGAUAUGCAUCAUGACCGUUGUGUACAUGAUCUUCGGGGUCAUACGAAAGAAAUCUACACCAUAAAAUGGAGUCCUACAGGUCCUGGGACAGCCUUUACAAACGCCCCACUUUGUUUAGCUAGUGCAAGCUUUGAUUCAACUGUUCGCUUAUGGGAUGUCGAAACAGGUCAAUGCCGAAGAAUAUUAUCAAGACAUACGGAACCUGUAUAUAGCGUUGCAUUCAGUCCUGAUGGUCGUUUGUUAGCGACGGGCUCAUUUGAUCAAUGCGUUCAUAUAUGGAACGUUGAUUCUGGUAACCUGAUUAACAGCUAUCAAGGAACUGGUGGCAUUUUUGAAGUUUGCUGGAAUUCUCGAGGCGACAAGGUGGGAGCCAGCGCUUCAGAUGGUUCUGUUGUGGUUCUCGAUCUAAGAAGGUAG
This is a messenger RNA of Schistosoma turkestanicum, 2052 nucleotides long. Lineage: Eukaryota; Metazoa; Platyhelminthes; Trematoda; Strigeidida; Schistosomatidae. The record is from the annotation of a GenBank genome assembly.